This is a messenger RNA of Spodoptera littoralis (African cotton leafworm), 1755 nucleotides long. The record is from the annotation of a GenBank genome assembly. NCBI's taxonomy places the organism in Eukaryota, Metazoa, Arthropoda, Insecta, Lepidoptera, Noctuidae.
CAUUGUAUCAAUUUGGCAAAACGCACCCUAAACCUGUUUCAAAUUGUUAAUGAUUUUAAAAUAGCCAUAAUAAGUUAAAGACUAUAAAGACUGCUUAAAGUUCGCGUGUGAACCGCAGUUCGUUUACAUUUCUAAUAUCUAUUGCAUCUUCUCUAGCGUACGUUACAGCGGCUUGCACACACCUCGCCAUUUGAAGACAAGUGCCGCGGCGUGCGCCCGCGCAUAUGUGCCGCGUGCCGCGUAACUCUCCCGGCGAUUGCAACGUUCGUUUGUCGAAUGUCCACGCGAUCGUGCUGAGCAUAACAAAUAGUGUUUUCAAGCCAAGCAUAUAAAGUACACACAAGACCAUAUCAGACCGAGCGCGCGAACGUGUGGUGAUAGUUAUGUGUCCAAAUGACUGGUGCUUCAGUGUGCAAAACAUCCUAGAAUCGUUGUGACGGCUCACAACAAACAGAGUUAGUGUUCACCUGAUCAAUAGCAAUGCCAGGACACGCAGGAAGUCCCUACUGGGCUGCAGUAGAUUUCGAUAGUGAAGGAGAAGAAGCCCAAACACCACCAAGCAAUCACCGGGUGUACCUGGAUCCUUGGGACAACGAGGCCUACGGAAUGAUGCAAGCAGAGACGGCAGAAUCCAGUCAGGGAGAGAAUUUCAAUUCGUUUGCCGGCGAGCCAGUCAGUGCUAGUUUUUACUAUGUGCCCACGAAAAACUAUGAUUCUGGAGAAGAGCCGCCACUACCACCGCCCAGAUGGAAGAGGACUCCGCCUGAAGAAAUAAUUGCCCCUGGCCCUGAUUAUGCAAUAUAUGGACGGAAAGCAUCCCGAACUAUCGUCCCUGACUUUCCCCCUGAAGCCAUUUACGGCGAGAGACCAAUAAGAGACAGAAGAAGAUCCAUGUUCAUAGAAGAACCGACGUAUGUUCCUCAUCCGAUGUUGUAUGAGCCACUGUACGGCGGGGUGAUACCUCCAGGGUAUAUGCCUCCCCCUCCUAGAACCCGUAUGUCACUCUCUCACCCCUCAGAAUACGUGAUGGCAGGCCUUGGAUAUCCGAACAGUAGGAGGCAUUCCAGAAUGACUGAAGCCUACGAGCAAUUCGCUUACGAGAGCCUGUCUCCGGAAUACGAAGAUUGGGCACGACCUUUCCCAAAGACCGCUCCAGAUAAUUUUCAUUUAUCUAGAUAUGGACAUCUGCAGAUCGACUACUCUUGCAGCUGGAACUCGCUCGACAGGCUUAUUCGUAGCCAGCAUCGAGGGUAAUUAAUAGAAACAAAAAUGUUUGAAAUUCGAGGACUAAACAUUGUGUACCGAUCGCAUGAAUUAUGUGUAUAAUGCAUGCACGCAUGUCUAAACUGUGUGUGUGUAAACAUAGUGAUAGUUAUUGUGGUACGUAUAAUUUUGUGGCAGAAUAAUGCAAAUGUUUCUAAAUUAGCUAAAAGUGUAGAAUAGAUAGUUAGACACUAGUGUGCUCACUGUUAGAUGGAUGGAACGGUUUGAAAGUGUGUUCCGGAUAUUCUAAAAACUCCGAACGCAUCCCUGCACAAGUAAUGCUACUUUUAAACGAACAUUCUGAAUCGAAUAGAAUGUAGGUAAAACCGUUACAUGUAAACUGUAGUUUCUAUGUACAUAAUCCACAAAUGACUGUAGUUUGGACCCUUAAAGAGUUAUUUUAAGUGCCCAUUUAUUCAUUUGGUAAAUGACAACUAUGUAAUCUUUCAUCAUUUAGAAAUGUAACUUCCGCAUUUUCGCUCAGUAUAAUCA